AUGCAACCGACGGAGGACUACAACACGUUGAAAGUAGCGUUCGUCUCUGGAAUGAAAGGGUCUAGCAUUCUACAUGUGAACCUUAUCUCUCUCGUGGCUCUCGCCUCUAUCGCAUUAUACUGCACUGUCCAUAGCCGCAUAUAUGGCGCUAAAAAUAUUCCCUUCCUCAUAUCAUGGACCCUUCUCACUCUUCCCCUCCUUCUUUCGAUGACAGUGUUUGCCACCAAACCUAUUCUACUCUGCAUCUUCUUACUUGCCCCGGCUGGUCUGAUUUUUGCGCGAAGCCCAAGACGAUCGACGGGCUCUGUUCUGCCUGACUCCGUUGCUGGCUCAACCAGGAGGAAGAAGCCGAAUAGCAUCACCCCCGUUCCCGCGUUAACCACCUACCGCGCGCAUAUGAUGCUUAUGACUGUCCUUGGCAUUCUUGCAGUGGACUUUCCUGUAUUUCCUCGCGCUCUAGCCAAGUGUGAGUCCUACGGGGUGUCCUUGAUGGAUCUUGGUGUUGGUUCAUUCGUCUUUUCCAAUGGUGUCGUGUCGGCCAUUCCCUUGCUGAAGAGUCCACAACAUCUCCAAUCACCUCUUCUGCCUAAACUUGGUUAUAUUCUACGGAAAUCGGUUCCUAUCAUUGCGUUGGGUGGUAUCAGAGUAUUAUUGGUCAAAGGCACGGACUAUCCAGAGCACGAAACAGAAUAUGGGACGCAUUGGAGCUUUUUCAUGACACUGGCCUUGCUACCUGUGCUACAAGUCUUCCUCCAUCCCCUCAUCCGAGUGAUCCCGGUGUCCAUGUUAGCCACUGGGGUCGGUCUUGUACAUCAACUGACACUCUCCCGUCUGGGUUUGAAAGAAUACGUGCGCUCAGCCCCACGAGUCGACUUAAUCAGUGCAAAUAAAGAAGGCAUCGUGUCUCUCGCUGGCUACUUGUCUAUAUACCUUUAUGGUCUCUCCUUGGGAACAAUCGUUCUCCCACCAACACCCAAGUUCUUUCCACGUCUUCUCCGACAACGAGUUACUCCUGCGGAUCUCACUGCGGCGCGACAAAACGGGAAGACAGUCAUCGAACUGACAUCAUACGCCAUAGUGUGGUGGACUGCGUUGGGGAUACUUCGCUUCAUGCAAAUAGAUGAGGGUGUUUCGCGACAAAUGGCUAACUUCCAAUACGUUCUUUGGAUCACGGCUUUCAACACGAGUUUCAUACUUGCCUACCUUUUGCUUGACAUCACUUUCUAUCCCCCUUCAUCAGCUCCAAAGAAACGUCCCAAUUCUGAAUCAAACCAUUUUUCGCCUGAAAUGACGGUCAAUGUGAUAUCUGCUACGGCUCCGCCAUUGCUAGAUGCACUGAACAAAAACGGACUCCCUGUCUUUUUGCUGGCACGCGAAUGUUGGGACAGGAAUUAUAAAUCUUUCAAUGCAGACGAUUCACGCGGGCCCGUUGUUGUCCAUGACAGUGCUUUCGGCCUACUCGUUUGUAAUUUGUGGCGUGGCGUGGGUGCUGAGGAGGAACAAGUUGUGGUAGCUAUAUACUUGGUUUUCGGCAUGAGAUCUCGCAUUUCCAUGUCAAGCGUCGUUCAAGGACUGGGGUUUUCACUCUUCUGCUGUCUUCUUGCUCUGCUUUUAAAGGGAAGACGGUCUGCCCUUCCAUUUCCACCCGGUCCCUCUGGGCAUGGGUGGAGGGGACUCGCCAUUCCCAAACAACACCCAUACCGCAAGUUUGAAGAGUGGUUAAAAGAACAUGGGCCUGUCAUCUCGUUUCAGCGUGGAUUUGGACAAAGAACAGUCGUCAUUGGUCGGUACCAGGCAGCUGUUGAGAUCAUGGAAAAGGAAGGUAUCCACCUCGCUGACAGACCAACUUCAAUCGCCGCUGGAGACACCUUAAGUGGUGGGAUGAGGACAUUGCUUAUUCCUCAAGGAGACCGUCUUCGGAAACUCAGGAAAGCGUUGCAUGCCCAGCUUCGACCGGUCGUUGCUGCAAAAUAUCAACCAAUUCAGCAGCAUAACGCGCAACAUCAUGUUCUUGACAUUCUCAGGGACCCACAAAACCACCUGAUCCAUGCCCAAGGCUAUGCAACCAGUGUUAUUCUCUCGCUCACCUACGGCAAAAGUUCGCGCACGUCUUCAGACGAUCCGAUCAUCCAAGAAGUAAGCGCCGCUCAAUCACGACUUGGCGCAGCCCUGCUCCCUGGGGCGUACCUGGUUGACGAGUGGCCUAUGUUGCGAUACGUCCCCGGCUAUCUCUCGGAACUCCGAAGACAGCACCAGCUGGAGCUCAAGCUAUUUACCUCCCAACUCGACACUGUCCGAAAUAGAAUGGCUAGCGACAUCCAGUCAUGCUUCGCUAAGACAAUCCUCGAAAAACAAGCUGACUAUGGGUUAUCUUACAACGAAGUCGCAUAUUUGGCGGGCUCUAUGUUUGGCGCAGGAUCAGGGACGAGCUCUUCAGCUAUCUCUAUCGUCAUCAUGGCUGCGGCGACGCACCCUGAGGCUCAGGCUGCGGUUCACAAGGAACUUGACGCGGUAAUAACUCCUGGCAAAUGCCCGACGUUCCAGGACGAGGCAGACCUGGUUCAAGUCACCGCAUUUUACCUAGAAUCGUACCGGUGGCGACCCGUCAGUGCUGGAGGUUUCGCUCAUCGUGCUACACAAGAUAUCAUCUGGAACGGGCUUUUGAUUCCACGCGGAGCCAGUGUUUACGGCAGUCAUUGGUCAAUUGCCCGCGACCCUGAGAUUUUCCCCGACCCAGAACGCUUCGACCCCAGGCGAUGGCUCACGGACGAUGGGAGUGCGGUCCGAAAUGACCUGAGAGUGUUCCAAUUUGGCUUCGGCCGGCGAGUCUGUCCUGGAUCCCAUGUUGCGAAUAGAUCCCUUUUCAUUAAUACGGCACUUCUUUUAUGGGCGUUUCGUAUCAGUGAAGAUGAAAAGCAGCCCAUCGACACCAUGGCAUUUACGAAUACAGCAAACAUGCAUCCUUUGCCUUUCGCCGUGUGCUUUGAACCGAGAAGGAACGUCGCGAAGAUGACAGAGUUGUUAUCUCAGACCCCCUAA
Molecule: messenger RNA, 3039 nt
Organism: Mycena indigotica
Lineage: Eukaryota; Fungi; Basidiomycota; Agaricomycetes; Agaricales; Mycenaceae
Product: Cytochrome P450
Exons: 22
Coding region: 1-3039 (1012 amino acids)
Biological process (GO): GPI anchor biosynthetic process
Cellular component (GO): membrane
Molecular function (GO): heme binding; iron ion binding; oxidoreductase activity, acting on paired donors, with incorporation or reduction of molecular oxygen
Source: RefSeq, a predicted model, not a curated record